Closterium sp. NIES-67 is the source of this 5129-nucleotide messenger RNA. The record is from the annotation of a GenBank genome assembly. Lineage: Eukaryota; Viridiplantae; Streptophyta; Zygnematophyceae; Desmidiales; Closteriaceae.
AACCGCCCGAGAUUAGAGAUUCCCAAUGGAACCACCACAAACCUUUGUGUUUUGGUGAGCUCUGAGGAUGUCCCGUCACGUCACGUGUUGAGCUCCUAGACUUUACAACUCACCGUGCAGGGCAUGCAGGAGCUUUAGAAUUGUAGCUAUUUGUUCGCAGCUGGCGAUUCCCACACACUCUUGCAUCAUACGCUCUCCGGCCUGGUGGAAUAGAGAAUAAUGGUUGACGUUCCAUCCGAGGAUUUGUAAGCAGAGCUGUAAUCCGCAAUCGACUUUUCCUUUCAUUAGAGUUCUCACGUGUAAUCCGACGUCAAUAGGGUGUGUGGAAGUGCACACCAUGAGCACCACGAGCCUUCCCGGAGGAAGGCCCCGUCCGUCCUCCCUGUCGAAAGCAAAAUACAUACGUGGAGUCGGCAUGUCGCUGACGUGGCACAACGUGUUAGCGCACGCAUCGAUUCUCUUGCUGCUUCUGGUCGCUCCGCGAGCCGCUAACGCCGCUGACUGGGCGACGAUCGCGAAGAGGCUGGAUCCAACGGGGCAGAUCCUGACGUCCUGGAUGAACGGCGGCAACCCUUGCGCCGACCCUCCUUUCUUAGGCGUGCAGUGCGACUCGGAGGGCCGCGUGCAGUCGAUCUCGCUGGUGGGGCGCGAUUUGGUGGGCAGCGUGCCGGACGAGCUGUCGCAGGUGAACGAGCUGAUCAGCCUGAACCUUGACCAGAACAAGCUCACGGGCGUCAUCCCCAACACGCUCAACAACCUCGUGCACCUGCAGUCCGCGUCGAUAUGCUGCAACCUGCUCAGCGGCCAGAUCCCGGACCUGAGCCCCAUGACGGCGCUCAACCUGCUGCAUCUGGAUGGCAACUUCCUGCAGGACGCCAUUCCUGAAUCGCUCGGCAAGCUGCUUCAGCUGAAGGACCUGCAGCUGAACAGCAACCACCUGUCCGGCACAGUGCCGUCGGUGCUCGGCAAUCUCCAGGCGCUCACCGUGCUGCGCCUCGACCACAACUACCUCAGCGGCACGCUGCCGUCCUCGCUGACGUGGCUCGCCACCACCCCCAACGCCGUCUUUAACUUCACCGAGAAUCUCUCCGACUUCUGCGGGCCCGCGCAGCUGGGCUUGCCGCUCUGCCCCGACGAUCCCAACUACGUCCCCCCCGGUACAGUGCCGCCGCCGGUGGCGUCUCCCUCCACGCCACCGCCAACCGACCCCACUCCCUCUCCCACCCCUCCCACCCCUUCCCCGCCCUCCGGCGGGCAAGCGCCCCCCUCCACCCCGUCUCCCGCACCUACCCCCGGCUCCCCCGGGUCCUCCAAUUCCGCUUUGUCUAAUUCCUCGAACGGUGGUAGCAACAGCACCAGCAGCAGCAGCGGCGACGGGGGCGGAGUGAGUGUUGCGGUUAUCGCGGGCGCGGCGGGAGGCGUAGCGGCGCUUGCGGUGAUGGGGCUGCUGGCAUGUUACUGCCUGCGCGCGCGGAAGCGGAAGACGGCGGUGAACGCCGCUGCGGGCGGGGCGGCGGGGGCAGCGGAAGAGGCGGCAGAGAUGAUGGAGAAGGGGCAUCAGGGUGCCGCGCUUGCUGCUGCCAAGGGUGCCAGCGCAGCGAAAGCGGGCGCAGCGGCAUCGGCGCGCAGUGCUUCCAUCAAGAAGGCCAGCGGGAACGCGGCAGGCGGCGGCAGUGGGCGCAAGGGCGUGGGAGGGUCAGGACAAGCUCGCGGUGAUGGCGGCGUUGCAGAUGCAGCACCCGGAGCGGUGGAGAGCGGUGCUGGCAGCAACUACCCAGCGCCAGUGACGAUCACGGUUGAGAAGGCCGGGGCGGCAACGGGAGGGGGGGUUACAGAGCCGCUGAUUUCCGCUGCCGGGGGAGCAGCCUCUGGGGGAGGGGGAGGGGGCGCAGGCGCAGCGGUGGGGGCUGUAGCUGGCGCUGCUGCUGUCGCCGCUGCUGUUGGUGUGGGCGCGGCUGUAGCAGCAAGUCAGGAUAAACGGAAGAGCAGUCCGAGAGAGUCGAGCAGCAAUCAGGGGAGCAGUAGCACGCGCAGCAGCGUGGAUAGGGAGGAGGGUGGCGGAGGGAGCGCAAGUGGCAGAAACGGACGCCCCUUGCCGCCCGGGCUGAAGUGGUCCAAGGGCAGCGGGAGAAAGUUUGUAGACGAGAGCGAUGAGGAGGAUGACCUGACCAAUAAGAAGUUCUUCCCGCCGCCGCCGCCCCCGCCCCAUCUAUCCCCCCCAUCCGGAUCUCCACCCUCCGCUACCAGUGGCUCUGGCUCUGCUGCUGCGGGGAAGUCGCCCUCUACUCCCCCACUGCGCCCUCCCCCCCUGGCAUCCUCCCCGUCGGCCGCUCUUGCCAGUGCAGAGAAGCAGUCGUCUCCGCGUCCGCCGCUUCCUCCCCCCCCUGCCUUCGGGCACAAGCAGCCCGCGUCCCCUCGCAGACUAUCCGGAGACUCGCCCACUGCUGCUGCUGACGCUUCUGCCGCUGUAGCUUCUGCUGCUGGGGGGGGCGGUUCUGGGGCGUCGUCUCCUGGUGCUCUUGGUGGCGCUGGUGCCGCAUCUGCUUCUAAAGCGGGUGGUUCUUCUGCUGCGGUGGCGGCAGUCGCUGCAGCGACAGCCGCAGUGGCUGUUGCAGGUGCAGCGGGCGCAGCAGCGGCGGCUUCCGCGUCGAGCCCCAAGGCCCGUAGCUCGUCCCCCAGUCGCCCGCCUGUUGUUAUCCCCCCUGUCGUGCCGCUACCCACGCUCAAGUCCCUCAACUCCGGGAAAAAUCCUCGGGCGGGUAGCCCAGGACUUUCGGCUGUUGUUGCUCCUGCUGCAGGCAAUCAGGACAGUGAAGGGGGGGAGAAAGAUAAGGGCAAGGAGAAAGAGAGAGGCGGGGAGAAGGGCAAGCCUUCCCCUCCGGCUGCUGCUGCGGCGGUGGGAGUGGCGUACGGCAACGCUGGCAGGGCUCUGCGCGCGGCUGAUCUGGAGCUAGACGACAAGGGCGCGGGGGGAUCCGCCGUGGGGGAUGGCAGCAGCGCCGGGGGAGACGACGACAGCAGUGACGUGGGAGGCGCUACUGGCAGUGGCGCUGCUGCUGGUGCUGCUGGGGUUGCUGGUAUCGGCAUGGCGGCUGGUGCUGGCUAUACUGGGUCAGGUCGCGGUGGGCUGUCCCGUGGGGGAAUGGGGUCAGGGCGAGAGCUGGGCAGUCCGGGUGGUGGUGGUGGGGGCACGUGGGCGGGGGGGUCGGAUAUGGCGUCUGAGGCGUCGGAGGAGAGUGGCAAGGGCGGGUGGGAGCGCGCUUUCUCAUUCACGGAGCUGGCGCUGGCGACGAACGACUUUGGGGCGCGCGGGCAGAGGAACGUGGUGGGGCAGGGGCGCAACGGCACGGUGUACAAGGCCCGGCUGCCGGAUGGCACUACCGUCGCUGUGAAACGACUCUCAAAUAAAAAUCCCGACCAGACGGUGCGUGAGUUCCGCUUCGAGGCGGACGCCAUGGCGCACGCGCGGCACCCGAACGUGGUGGCGCUGCUGGGGUGCUGCGCGGAGGGCGACGAGCGCAUGCUCAUCAGCGAGUUCGUGCCUAAUGGCCCGCUCGACCUCUGGCUGCACGGCACAGGCGGGGGAGGGGCGGGAGGAGGCGGAGGGGGUGGUGCGUUUGGUGCGGGGCCCACGGAGCCCAUGGAGUGGCCGCUGCGGGUGCAUGUGGCGCUGGGAUGCGCCAGAGGGCUGUCGUACCUGCACGAGGGCAUGGACGUGAAGGUGGUGCACCGCGACGUGAAGGCGUCGAACGUGCUGCUGGACGCGCAGUGGAACCCCAAGCUUGGGGACUUCGCGCUCGCCAAGAUCAUGGGCAAGGACCAGACGCACGCCGCCACGCGCGUUGUCGGCACCUACGGGUACGUGGCGCCCGAGUACCUGAACACGGGUAUUCUGACAGAGCGCAGUGACGUGUACAGCUACGGCGUGCUGCUGCUUGAGCUCGUGACUGGCAGGCGACCCAUCGACAACCACCUGCCGCCGGAACAGGUGGACGUGGUGCGGUGGGUGAAGCGGUUGUCAGCGGAGGAGCGCGUGGUGGAGGCGCUGGAUCCGCGCAUAGCGGGCAGCGUGCCGGGCGAUGACGUGGAGUAUGUGGUGGGCAUUGCGCUGCGCUGCAUCGACGCCAACGCGCUCAAGCGCCCGCGCAUGAAGCAGAUCGUGCACAUGCUCGAGAGCGAGGACCCCGCCCUGAGAGACGGGUGGGUGGCGAAGAGGCCGAGUCCUGCGAGUGCCAAGGCGCUGCGUGACUCCAGUCCGUCCUGGUACCACCGCGGUGCUGCCUCGGAAUCCCCCGCCGCGCCUUCCUCUGCCACCGCUGCUGUCAUGGCCAUCUCCCGAGCCAGCCCCCGAGGCUCCAGCCCCAGGUUCGGCGGGGCAGUUCCUGGGGUCUCUGCGCCGGGUUCAGCGCGCGCUGCAGUCACCAGGCACACCGACAUGCUUCGCUCGGGCAGCCCGAGGAAUUUUGUUGGUGGUGCCACGGGCAGCAGCCCGAAAGCGGCGGAUAUUGGCGGGAUGAUUGCGUCGGCUGCGAUGAAAGCAGGUGCGGUGGGUGGGAGCCCGCGAGCAGGUGGGUAUAUUGGAUACAGCCCCACGAAAGGAGGGGGUGCAGUUCCAGCUUCCCCACCAUCAGCAAGAAAUGGUGGUGUGAGCGGAGCAUCGAGGGUGAGUGCAAGCCCACCGAAACUGCCUCCUUAUGCGCAGGGAGGGAGCCCGUCUGCUGCCAGGCUUGCUGGGAUGGGAGGGACAGGAGGGCUAAGGGGGGGAAGUCCAGGGGGUGCUGGGUAUAGGACUGGCUCCAGUCCUAAUGCUCCGCUGUAUGGCGUGGGUUCAGGAGGGAUGUACGGCCAAGGAGGGUCUGGAAGAAUGGGUGAUGGCGGUGGUGCUGCCGAGGGCAUUAUCUCAAGCCAAGCGAUGAGCAUUUCCACGACGCGGGGAUUGGGAGGUUGGAGUAGGCGAUAGGGGCUUGAAAAUUCGGCGAGGAUUGCAGUGGAUGGUAUGGAGUACUUUUAGUGGCUGUGGGAGAAAGUGGUGAUAGUUUUGACUAGUUUUAAAGCUUAUGUUUUGGUUGGGACAACAAGUCCAUUGGUACACAUGAUUGUCUUGCAUUAAUGGUUGAACAAAUCGUUUG